Molecule: messenger RNA, 930 nt
Organism: Carica papaya (papaya)
Lineage: Eukaryota; Viridiplantae; Streptophyta; Magnoliopsida; Brassicales; Caricaceae
Product: StAR lipid transfer-like protein
Source: RefSeq, a predicted model, not a curated record
CUCAAUCUCAAUUUGAAGUGAAGCCCACUCCAUCACUGCCGCAAUUCUCCUCCAUCCUGUAAUCUGACCGAAUACCUCUCUAAUACUUCGCCGUCUUCGUUUUGCAUCCCGUUGGUAUUCAGUGAUUGUUUCCGUUUCUUGCCUUCGAUAGGUACUGGAACCUAGGAAACCUGAAACUUCCCCUUCUUAAAAGCGCUUAAAGAGGAUCAGAGGACAACUGAAAUAGCAGAGCUUCUGUUUGGGGUGGGGAGUGGGGUAAAAUAAUCGAGCAGGUUAGUGUUGCUUGGUAGAGUGGAAAUGGAGGUAGGGAGUGCAGGUGGGGAAGCUGGAACGCAUUGGUGGUGGGCAGUAGCAAGUGCUGUGCAGUUGGGAUGGGCGAUUACUUCCUACCGAAAAGGUUAUGCUGGGGAUUCUCAUCUAAUGCCCUUCAAGGCAUUUGCUGUUGCAUCUCUCUUUGUUGGCGCCUCCACAUCUGCAGGCAUAUCCUGUCUUCAGGGUUUUGGUAUCCACAAGGUGGAAGACGUAAUGGAAGUGGGUGCAAAUUUAAGGACUAGACUUGGAAUCCCGCAAAAGACACCAAAUGAAAAAACAGAUGAUCUAUGACAAGAGGCGGAAGUUCCAGGUUUCAAUUUUUUGGAAUCACUGCACCUAUUUGGCAUCAAGAAUGAUGAAGUUGCAAUGCCUUUUACUUAUUUUUGUCCCCGGUUGAUAUGAGUUUUCCCUGUGCAGUUGAAUUUUAUAGUAGGGAAGGGAGAGGCAGCAAGGGCAAAAUAUUUUAUUUGGGAAACAGGGAAAUAAGAACAAGAACCAAAUAUUCAUUCAGUGUUUGAAUAGGUAUGAUGGAAAAGAGAGGAACGGAAAUGUUUAACGUUAAAAAGAAAAUAUCCUCUCUCUCCCUUUUUUCUCAAUCAAAAGGAAUUGUUUGAUUGA